Messenger RNA from Lottia gigantea (owl limpet), 2286 nucleotides. RefSeq lists its product as hypothetical. The record is from RefSeq and is a predicted model, not a curated record. Gene Ontology annotation, cellular component: endoplasmic reticulum. The transcript has 3 exons. NCBI's taxonomy places the organism in Eukaryota, Metazoa, Mollusca, Gastropoda, Lottiidae. Gene Ontology annotation, molecular function: 6-phosphogluconolactonase activity; glucose-6-phosphate dehydrogenase activity; NADP binding. Bases 1 to 2286 code for a protein of 761 amino acids. Gene Ontology annotation, biological process: glucose metabolic process; pentose-phosphate shunt; pentose-phosphate shunt, oxidative branch.
AUGGUUUAUUUAACUCUAUUAACUUUUUUUGGACUAUCAUUCCAAUUUAUAAAUUCAGAACAUACAGAUAUUAUCCUAUUAGGCAGCACUGGAGACUUGGCUCAGAAAUAUCUAUGGCAGGGUUUCUUUAAUCUAUAUGAGAAACAUAGCUCAGAUCAUCAUACUUUUACCUUUUAUGGUUGUGGGCGAUCUCCUAAACAUUCAGCUACUGAAAAGUUGAAUAAAAUUUUAGAUAAGAAUGUCAUUUGUGAAAAGAAAAAUUGUGUGGACCAGAAAAAAAAAUUUGUGAGUCUUGUGUCAUAUUUUCAACUAGCUUCUGAAAUAGAUUUUAAAAAUUUAGGACAGUUGUUAAAAAACUCAAGGAGUGUAACAAAAUAUGAAGCUAUAACUGUGAUAUUUUACCUUUCAAUUCCACCCGAAUUUUAUACAAGGACUGCAGAAAAUAUCCACAAGUUCUGUUAUUCAGUUGAAGAAAAUAUCAAUUUCCGUAUUGUGUUUGAGAAACCAUUCGGCUAUGAUACAAACUCAGCUAUUCAGCUCCAGACAAAUUUGGAGAAAUAUUUUAAAGAGGAUGAAAUCUACAGGAUCGAUCAUUACCUUGGAAAAUCUGUUGUUCGAGAAAUUCUUCCAUUUAGGUUUGUAAGACAACUGAAUCCAGAGAUAGAAAAGUUAUUAAAUAAUAAACAUGUGGAGAGAAUCGAGGUGGUUUUAAAAGAGACAGUGGACUGUAAAGGCAGAUUUAGCUAUUACAAUAAUAAUGGUGUCAUCAGAGAUGUUCUUCAAAAUCAUUUAAUGGAGGUCCUUCUCCUUGUUACCAUGGAAUUGGAAGAAAAUGGUGUCAAGAUACCACAGCAGAAACAGAAUUUGCUGAAAAAUAUAGAAACACCAUUGUCUGUUUUGAUUGGACAAUAUGAAGACUAUUUGGACCAAUCAAAUGAUGAAGCACCAGAUUUGGCUGAAUUCGUGCCAACUUUUGCUGCAGCAUUGUUGUCCAUUGAAUCACCAAAAUGGCAUGGAGUUCCAAUUAUUUUUGUUUCAGGAAAAAGUUUAAAUGAAAGAACAAGUUAUGCUCGUGUGAUUUUCAAAAAUAAUAUUUUUUGUGUGUCCAAUUGCCCAAAUAUGAAUCAAAACCAGCAAAUUAUUUUUCACAUUGGCCAUGGAGGGUUGCCAUCACCCAUGAUUCUGGUUUCCAAAUAUUUCAAAACUGUAGAAUUUCCACAAGGUUUCAAUACAGAGCAUAAUUUAGAAAUUAAGAAACAAAUUUAUGGUAAAGAUUUUUCAGAAUUUUUCAGUGCUGUACCGAUUAAUGACAUUGAUGCCUACAGUUCACUGAUUCAGGAUGCCUUUAAUGGAAGAAAAGAGAGUUUUAUUGAUGGAUCUCAUCUUGUAGAUUCUUGGAAGAUCUGGGAAGACAUUUUAAAAUAUUCCACUGAAAGAAUACCAAGAAUUUACGAAAAUGGAGACGAACAUAAUGUGUUGGAUUUUAAGAUUUUUGGAUCAAGUUUGGAAUACGUUAAAAAUAUUGAAAAAGAAGAUGCUUCAGAUAGUUUUAGUCCUAACUCAUUUUUGGGUCGAAAACUUGUGACAGCGGAGUCAGAGACACUUUAUAAAGCAUUAGCCACGGACAUAGUUUCAAAAAUAUCCCAACAAAAUACACAAAAAUUCCACAUAGCUUUUUCUGGAGGAAAGUCACCUAUCAGGCUUUUUCAAAUUUUAGCCGCACUUUUGUCUGAUGUGUCUUUGAAUCAUGUCCAUAUUUGGCAAGUUGAUGAACGGUGUGUGUCAAGGGAAAGCGAGGAUUCAAACUUCCAUCACUUAUUGAAGAACUUCCUUUCCAAUGGGCAUAUAUCUAUACCUGAUGAUAAUAUCCAUCCUAUGCCUGUGUCUCAGAUUAAAAGAAAUUGUGACCUAGAGUCUAAAGGGAAUACAAUAUACGAACAAUCCAUCAAAAAUCACAUUGCAAAUAAACAGUUUGAUUAUAUCGUGCUCGGUCUUGGUGCUGACGGGCAUACUGCUUCUCUUUUCCCUAACGAACCAACAUUGUCGUUAAAAUCAUAUGUUGCAAUGACUUGGAAAUCCGUGUUUCGAAUGACCUUGACUUUGCCAGUGAUCAAUCGAGCUAAGCAAAUCAGUGUUCUUGUUACUGGAAAAGCAAAACGUAAAAUACUAAAAACUCUGGAAAAGUCUGAUCCUGGUUCAGGUUUGCCGAUUUUACGAGUAAAUCCAACAGAUGGUGAAAUGACAUGGUAUAUAGAUUCAAAUGCUUUAUCUUUAACAUUAAACUGA